GUAAAGAGAACCUUUUAAUCAAUAACUUAGCAUUAGUCCAAGAUUAAAAUGCAAGGUCGAUUUGCACCCAGAAUUUUUUUUCGAGGACUUUCUAUUGGAAAUCCUGAAAAGGACGUCACCAAACUAUGGCAAUUCGAAUCUUCCAUUGUGUUGGACCACUAGUCGUGUUCUCAUACUGUAGAGUCUAAAUCAUCCAACACACUAUGUGGACGGAGUUAAACUGAAUCAGGAAUUGAUAAAAUUGAAUCAACCUCAUUGAAUAUUAGAAGAAUUCAUCUAUUCUCUUUUCAUGUCCCAAAAACCAAUCAUUUUCUACUUCGUUUAACUCGAUGCUUGCACAAAAGGUGUAAUAUGCAAUACCUUCUUUCAUCUGGUUCCCCUUCAUCUCUUCAGGCUUAUAAACUCCAUACUCAAACUCACACAGUACGCAAACGGGGUCUGCUUAAGCCUCACCGUGCUGUCAAUCAGCAGAGCCAAACUAGCGUUAGAACUUCAUGGCCUCGGGUGUCACUUUCACUUUUCGGCGCAGGAUUCGUGUUGGGUCCACUUCUUGAUGGACUCCAUUCGAGAGUCGAACUCGUGGCAUACAAGUCUGGGGCUAUUGACAUCGGUCCACUCCAUACAAACAUCUGGGUUCCUCCCUUGCUGGGGUUGUUUUACUGCUCGGUUGGUUUGCUUCAACUCUACCUUGAUGAGAGGGUCUUAAACAAAGUUCAAGAUGGAAGUUUAACAAAAACAAUAUCCUCUCUGAUAUUAGUGGCGUUGUUCAUAGAGUUGAGUGCUGAACUAUACAAAGCCGGAAUAGCAGACAACAUCGUGGCUUACAUAUUAUUUGCAGCAGCAGAGUUCCUAUGGUUUUCGUUGAAUGGAACAUGGCCAGGCUUCACCCUCUCAUGCAUUGUUGGGUUUGCUUGUCCACUAGCUGAGAUACCCUUAAUGAAGUUCCUUCACCUUUGGUACUAUCCUCAAGCUAACAUUGAAAUCUUUGGCCAGGGACUAGUUACUUGGACACUCACUUGCUACUUUGUGUACACGCUGUUCUUAAUUAAUUUGUCACGGUGGUUCAGAACAGUGUAUGUCGCUCAAACAGAGGAGUCUGAUGCAUAAAACACUACUCUUUAAGCAUACCAAAUUUAGAAAUUAUUCUUUUAAAAAGUCAACUAUUAUAAUUUUCAAUGCACUCAAUACACAACUUUUCAUAAAUAACUUACUAAUUAAAGUGCUUAAAGAGUGCCUGGGGGCACUCGUUAACAUUUCCCUUAUUAUAUUAUUA
Messenger RNA from Medicago truncatula (barrel medic), 1273 nucleotides. RefSeq lists its product as uncharacterized. The record is from RefSeq and is a predicted model, not a curated record. NCBI's taxonomy places the organism in Eukaryota, Viridiplantae, Streptophyta, Magnoliopsida, Fabales, Fabaceae. Bases 352 to 1107 code for a protein of 251 amino acids. The transcript has 5 exons.